Saprolegnia diclina VS20 is the source of this 789-nucleotide messenger RNA. RefSeq lists its product as hypothetical. Gene Ontology annotation, biological process: chloride transmembrane transport. Bases 1 to 789 code for a protein of 262 amino acids. The transcript is spliced from 4 exons. The record is from RefSeq and is a predicted model, not a curated record. Gene Ontology annotation, molecular function: protein dimerization activity; chloride channel activity. Lineage: Eukaryota; Oomycota; Saprolegniomycetes; Saprolegniales; Saprolegniaceae.
AUGGCCGUCGAGCUCGUCGAGAACCCCAAGGCGGCGAUCACGGCGUCCGACACCAAGACGCUGCACGUGACGAGCGAUGUGUUUGAGCAAAAGCACGGCUAUAGCUACGACUAUGUCUUUGUCUUCAAGGUCCACGACCAGGACGCGACCUUAUCGGCGGCCCAAACCACCCACUCGAUGCGCGUGAUCCUCCAGCGCCUCGCGUCCGCCGGCCUCGAGACCAAGCUCUUUUACUCGACCAAGCGCGACCUAGUGUUUUGCAAGAUCCGCGCGGCCCUCGAGCGGCUCUGCAAGGAGGCCGACCGCAUUGACCUCAAGCUGGAGUUUGACCCCAAGCACCUCAAGGCGUUGGCAGAAGCCGGCAACCCCAGCCACGGCAUUGCCCCCAUCAUCAUUGCCGAAGAGAGCCACCAGACAAAGCGCAGUCCGUACCAAAACAUCUUUGGCAAGUACGACAUGGACGAGCGGCUCCAGAAGGUCUACAAGCGCUAUGGCCCCAAGCGCAUUCCAUUUCGCGGCGUCGACCGCAUCAAGCUCAUUCGGAGCAUCAUUGACGCCAGCACGAAUGACGGCGGGUGCGGCCUCAACACGCAGCGGCUCGUGCUCGACAAGUGUGUCUGGACGGCGUACGCGCUGCACGACUUUGACGAGCGCGAGAAGCUCAACGCCAAGUGGAUCAACUGGACGACACGGCCGUCGCAACAACCCUUCCGUGAGAUCAAAGACUAUUACGGCGAAAAAGUCGGCCUCUACUUUGCCUGGCUCGGUACAACCUCGUUUUCAACUUGA